AUGAUGAUACCAUUUUCAACAGUGUUGGUGAUCAUCUUCACCAUCAUAGUCUCUCCCACCAUAGCCAUUGUUGUGGCUCAGAGCUUGAAGAGCUACAGGAAGAAGAGGAACCCCAAGUUCCCACGUGGACCCAUGGGGUGGCCCCUCGUUGGCUCCACCUUCUCCUUCUUCAAGCCCCAUCACUCCUCCUCCAUUGGUCACUUCAUGGAGCAGAACCUCUCAAGAUGGUGGUGGUAUCGGCGGCUGUUCAGGAACAGUCUGCCGGCGCACUUCCCGAAGCUGGUCGGGAACUCCUCGCUGGUGCUGCUGAUGGGCGAUGCCUACCGGCACAAGAAGGCCAUCCUCCUCGCCUUCUUCAACAAGUUCCGCCUGCAGGCCGGCUUCUUGCAUGACAUCGAGCGCCUCGCUGGAGGCCUCUUGGCCUCCUGGAGCGAGGGAGGGGUCACCUACAUGACAGAGAACGCAAACAAGUUUGCGUUCUACGUGAUAGUUAAAAAAGCUUUGGGAUUAACCCCAGAGGACCCCGAAACGGAGCAGCUAAGGAAGGAGUUCAUGGCACUCUACAAGGGACUAUAUGCACUUCCCAUUAAUCUUCCUGGAUAUACACAUUGGAAGGCUUUGAAGGCUAGGGCUAAGGUUGUGAAAACUAUCAAAAAGAAGUUGGAUGAGAGGAAGGCAAAAGGAAGUGGUGGUGAGGAAGAUGAUCUUCUUGGGCAUGUUAUCAAGGAGAGUACUUACACUCCGGAGAACAUUUGUGACACCAUACUAGGCUUCAUUUUCGGCGGCGUGGCCACAUCCUCAACUGCAUUGUGCUUAGCCGUUUAUUUCCUUCAAAAUUGUCCUAAAGCUCGCGAACAAAUGAGGGAAGAGCAUUUGGAAUGUAUGAAAUCAAAGGAGGAGAAUGGCAAGGGAAAAUUGACAUGGGAUGACUACAAGAACAUGGAGUUCACACAAAACGUGAUCAGUGAGACACUAAGGGUUGGAAAUGUUGCUCCGUAUGUCUGGAAGAAGGCUACGAAGGAUAUUGAGUUCAAAGGAUAUUUUAUUCCUGAGGGAACCACUGUGAUAACCUAUCUUGCUGCUGUACAUUUGGACUCCUCUGCGUUUGAGAACCCAGAGCAGUUCAAUCCAUGGAGAUUGAAUACAAAGGAUGUGAAGAAGGCAAACAACCUUCUCCCCUUCGGCGGCGGCGUCCGACAAUGCAUGGGCUCUGAGCUCGCGAGGGUCGAGCUCUCGAUAUUCCUUCACAACCUCAUCCUCAACUAUGACUGGGAAUCCGUCGAGCCCGACCACCCCGUCUCCAUUCCGCUGGUAUCCUUCCCCAAGGACUUGCCGAUUCGCGUUCGAGCAGUUGAUCAUAGCCUUUAGAUGAACGUACGAUAUGUGAUGCUAGCUAGCUAUCUAUCUGAUGGUUGUUGAUCUAACUAUUUCAGUUUUCUCCCGCAUGUCAUGCUCUACUUAAUAAAAUGAACUUCGUUCUUACUAAAA
Messenger RNA from Ananas comosus (pineapple), 1488 nucleotides. RefSeq names its product cytochrome P450 90B1-like. The coding region runs from base 1 to 1368 and encodes 455 amino acids. Lineage: Eukaryota; Viridiplantae; Streptophyta; Magnoliopsida; Poales; Bromeliaceae. Gene Ontology annotation, biological process: sterol metabolic process. The transcript is spliced from 8 exons. The record is from RefSeq and is a predicted model, not a curated record. Gene Ontology annotation, molecular function: monooxygenase activity; heme binding; oxidoreductase activity, acting on paired donors, with incorporation or reduction of molecular oxygen.